This is a messenger RNA of Quercus robur (English oak), 678 nucleotides long. RefSeq lists its product as uncharacterized. The record is from RefSeq and is a predicted model, not a curated record. The transcript has 3 exons. NCBI's taxonomy places the organism in Eukaryota, Viridiplantae, Streptophyta, Magnoliopsida, Fagales, Fagaceae. The coding region runs from base 1 to 459 and encodes 152 amino acids.
AUGCACAUAGUCCUCCACUUUCUCCAGGUUCUUAACAAUAGCAGAGAUCCCAUGUUUGCAGGGAAGUCCUGUCAAAUCCCAAAUCCUACAGCUGCAUGCUUUCUUAGCCAAGUCAACCACAUGUCUCUCACGACCAUUAUCAACCUCAUACAUGAAGCUGCUUGCUGGAGUAGCACUGAAAGGGUUGAUGUCAGCAAGAUACUCCCAUGCCUUGACAUCCAAAUCCUUCAUUUCCUGCAUUCUUCUUUCAAACUCCCUGACUGUUGUGGCUCCAGCACAUCUCCACAGUGCAUCCUUCAACUCCAAGCCCUUAUGAUCCACUUUGAAAUUAUUAUAGAUAUGUUUCACACAAUAUCUAUGCUCACAAGUUGGGAACAGCAUCUCAAUUGCAGGUCAUACCUUUUGUCUAUCACUGAUGAAGACCAGAUUAAGUUGCUCUGGAUCCCCAAUGUCAUCUGAAAACUGCUGCAGAAACCAUACCCAUGAAUCUUUGUUUUCUUGCUCAACAACAGCAAAUGCAACUGGGAAAAUAUUGUCAUUUGCAUCUCUAGCUAUGGCAGAAAAUAUUUGCCCCCCAAAUCUGCCUUUCAAGUGGCACCCAUCUAAACCAAUAAUUGGUCUACAACCUCCCAAAAACCCAAGUUUUUGUGCAUUAUACCUAAUAUACAUUAUCUUAAA